AUGCAUACAGAUUUCUUUCGUCGUUUCACUUUCCUCGUUCUUCUAAUUCGAUUUCAUUUCCUUUUUGUUUUAUGGUCGUAUUUAAUGUUUGAUUCAUUUCUUUUUUCUUUUUUCUUCCUUUAUUUCAAUUGUCGUUUUUCGCCUUUACUUUUCUCUCCACUAUUAUCUCCCUUUUUUUCCGUUCAUUUCUUCUUAUUUCUCUUUCUCUUUCUUAACCUUGUCUCUUCUUUCUCUUCCUUCGAGAGUCUAAUUGAUUUACCAUUUCUUUAUAUUCUCCAACAUUAUCAACCAUUUUUUCUCCAUUCUCCAUUCAUCUUCCUCUCAAACUUUGACCAAUUUUCCCCCUCGACAUUUCUUUUUCUAUUAACUUGUCUUUCUUUCAGGCGAAAAUCCGUCAACAUCACUUUUAUUCGCAAUCUCGUUUAUUGCAAAUAUUCUUUAGUUAAGUUCAUUAUCUAUCUAUCUAUCUAUCUAUCUAUCUAUCUAUCUGAGUUUGUUCAUAUAUAUCUAUCUGUCUAUCUAUUUAUCUAUCUAAGCCUAUUAAAAUCUCUAUUUUAUCUAUCUAUCUAUGUUUGUUCAUAUCUAUCUAUCUUUCUAUCAAACUAUCUGACUCUCUCUCAUUCUAUUCAUAUCUAUCUAUCUAUCUAUCUAUCUAUCUAUCUAUCUAUCUAUCUUAGCCUGUUAAAAUCUAUUUCCUUCUAUUUUUAUCUAUCUAUCUAUCUAUCUAUCUAUCUAUCUAUCUAUCUAUCUAUCUAUCUAUCUAUCUAUCUAUCUCUGUACUCUCAUCCAGAACGUUUUUAUAGAGAUUUUCAUAUAUUUUCCUGUCCGUGCAACAUUAUCUAUCUAUCUAUCUAUCUAUCUAUCUAUCUAUCUAUCUAUCUAUCUAUCUAUUGCUUUGUCUGCUCAUAUCUAUCUAUCUAUCUAUCUAUCUAUCUAUCUAUCUAUCUAUUGCUUUGUCUGUUCAUUAUCUAUCUAUUUAUCUAUGGCUUUACCUGCUCAUAUCUAUCUAUCUAUCUAUCUAUCUAUCUAUCUAUCUAUCUAUCUGUUUGUCUGUUCUAUCUAUCUAUCUAUCUAUCUAUCUAUCUAUCUAUCUAUUAA
Molecule: messenger RNA, 1098 nt
Organism: Acanthosepion pharaonis
Lineage: Eukaryota; Metazoa; Mollusca; Cephalopoda; Sepiida; Sepiidae
Source: the annotation of a GenBank genome assembly